AUGUGACACAAACAUGGCUUCAGCAAAACCCCCGUGGAUAGAAAGGUGGGCAGGUAUCAGAGAAAGGGAGCUGGGCAAGUACUCCCAAACUUGUCUCGGUUGGCCCUUUCAAGUAGUCCAAAAUUGCAGGUGGGGGUGUCUAGUCCUUUAUACACCCAGUCUUUCAAUGCCCCAGACUGGUGGAAGGAAAAUGUGGCCUUUGGGGUUGGGCUUUCUAGGGCUCUCACUCUCUCAGGUGGAAAUUGUCAGUACCAGCAUUCCUAGCAGCUGUGGAAUGAGUCCCUCAGUCCUGAAAUGAUGCUAGUGUGUCUGGAAUUGGUGGGUUCCUGGUCUCACUGACUUCAAGAAUGAAGCCGCGGACCCUUGCGGUUUAGGUUAAUAAAGUUUGGUGCUUUUUCACAAUGGGUUUGCCGCUAGGACAGGUGUCAUGAAAACUACCCCUAAAAGCCAAAAUGGGAAAGGAAAAGACUCAUAUCAACAUUGUCGGCAUUGGACAUGUAGACUCGGGCAAGUUCACCACUACUGGCCAUCUGAUCUAUAAAUGCGGUGGCAUUGACAAAAGAACCAUUGAAAAAUUUGAGAAGGAGGCUGCUGAGAUGGGAAAGGGCUCCUUCAAGUAUGCCUGGGUCUUGGAUAAACUGAAAGCUGAGUGUAAACGUGGUAUCACCAUUGAUACCGCCUUGUGGAAAUUUGAGACCAGCAAGUACUAUGUGACUAUCAUUGAUGCCCCAGGACACAGAAACUUCAUCAAAAACAUGAUUACAGGGACAUCUCAGGCUGAUUGUGCUGUCGUGAUUGUUGCUGCUGGUGUUGGUGAAUUUGAAGCUGGUAUCUCCAAGAAUGGGCAGACCCGAGAGCGUGCCCUUCUGCCUUACACACUGGGUGUGAAACAACUAAUUGUCAGUGUUAACAAAAUGGAUUCCACUGAGCCACCCUACAGCCAGAAGAGAUACGAGGAAAUUGUUAAGGAAGUCAGCACUUACAUUAAGAAAAUUGGAUACAACCCUGACACAGUAGCAUUUGUGCCAAUUUCUGGUUGGAAUGGUGACAACAUGCUGGAGCCAAGUGCUAACAUGCCUUGGUUCAAGGGAUGGAAAGUCACCCGUAAGGAUGGCAAUGCCAGUGAAACCACACUGCUUGAGACUCUGGACUGCAUCCUACCACCAACUCGUCCAACUGACAAGCCCUUGCACCUGCCUCUCCAGGAUGUCUACAAAAUUGGUGGUAUUGGUACCGUUCCUGUAGGCCGAGUAGAGACUGGUGUUCUCAAACCUGGUAUGGUGGUCACCUUUGCUCCAGUCAAUGUUACAACAGAAGUAAAAUCUGUCGAAAUGCACCAUGAAGCUUUGAGUGAAGCUCUUCCUGGGGACAAUGUGGGCUUCAGUGUCAAGAAUGUGUCUGUCAAGGAUGUUCAUCGUGGCAACGUUGCUGGUGACAGCAAAAAUGACCCACCAAUGGAAGCAGCUGGCUUCACUGCUCAGGUGAUUAUCCUGAACCAUCCAGGGCAAAUAAGCACUGGCUAUGCCCCUGUAUUGGAUUGCCACACGGCUCACAUUGCAUGCAAGUUUGCUGAGCUGAAAGAAAAGAUUGAUCGUCGUUCUGGUAAAAAGCUGGAAGAUGGCCCUAGAUUCUUGAAGUCUGGUGAUGCUGCCAUUGUUGAUAUGGUUCCUGGCAAGCCCACGUGUGUUGAGAGCUUCUCAGACUAUCCACCUUUGGGUCGCUUUGCUGUUCGUGAUAUGAGACAGACAGUUGCGGUGGGUGUCAUCAAAGCAGUGGACAAGAAGGCUGCUGGAGCUGGCAAGGUCACCAAGUCUGCCCAGAAAGCUCAGAAGGCUAAAUGAAUAUUAUCCCUAAUACCUGCCACCCCACUCUUAAUCAGUGAUGGAAGAAUGGUCUCAGAACUAUUUGUUUCAAUUGGCCAUUUAAGUUUAGUAGUAAAAGACUGGUUAAUGAUAACAAUGCAUCGUAAAACCUUCAGAAGGAAAGGAGAAUGUUUUGUGGACCACUUUGGUUUUCUUUUUUGCGUGUGGCAGUUUUAAGUUAUUAGUUUUUAAAAUCAGUACUGUUUAAUGGAAACAACUUGACCAAAAAUUUGUCACAGAAUUUUGAGACCCAUUAAAAAAGUUUAAUGAGAAAUAAAUAAAUAAAUAAAUAAAUAAAGUUCGGCAAAAUACUUUUAUUACUGUCGAAGUAAUGUUUAAAGUGAAAUUUUGAAUUUUCUUUGCUUGAUAUUAUGGCUUCCCCCAAAUUCUAGUGUAUAGAAACUUUGGUUUAAAAAAAGUAUUUAUAUAAUAAACAGUAUGGUUGUACUAGCAAAUACAA
Molecule: messenger RNA, 2322 nt
Organism: Symphalangus syndactylus (siamang)
Lineage: Eukaryota; Metazoa; Chordata; Mammalia; Primates; Hylobatidae
Product: elongation factor 1-alpha 1-like
Biological process (GO): translational elongation
Molecular function (GO): GTPase activity; GTP binding; translation elongation factor activity
Source: RefSeq, a predicted model, not a curated record